GAGCUCGCGACCGGAGGCGACUGCAAGCGCGACUGCCGCAGCCACGUGUUCCGCGGCUUGGACGCCACCUACCGGCGAGUCCGGAAAUCCUGCCUGAAAGAGAAGUCGCCCGUCCUCUCGUGCCUUCGGGGGCCGAGCCCAAGGAAUAAUUCGCUGCUACGGAAACAUGUGCACUGCUGCGAGAGAGCCGAGGGAACGGAGUGCCGCGAUUCGUGCGUCCGCGCCCUCAAGGAAUCCGCGUCCGAGUCCGAGGUCAUCGAGUCCAUGUCCCUGGGCGGCUGCGGGCUCGUCCUCCCCUACAAGGAGCCGUGGACGUGCUUCCUGAGGAGCGAGUCGAAGCAGGUGGAGGUCGCGCCGGAGGCGAAGGCGCCGCUGGACUCGGCGAAGAUGCAGUGCUGCCAGAAGGCGAGGUCCGGCGCGUGCUGGAGUCUCUGCUAUCGCACCUUCUCGAGGGAGUGGGAUAUGUACACGAGGUUCAGCGAGGAGUGCCUCGCUUCCAGGGGAGAGUCCCAGCUCAUGCAGUGCAUCAAUGAAGUGGAAGAGCCGUGCGAACUCGGCUGCAACGGACUCAGCUUCUGCACCAACUUCAACAACCGCGGCCUGGAGCUGUUCCGGAGCUGCAAGGCCGACAGCGACCUGGCGGCCCGUCUCCAGUGGGACGCCUGGAAGGAGGAGAAGGCGAUCCGGCUGCAGGGUGUGGCCCUCCCGGUCGGGGACGUGACGCUGCCGAUCGGGGACGUGGCGGGGUGCCUGCCGCACGUGUGGAAGGCGGUCGCCUGCGCCCUGCACGUCAAGCCGUGCCACCAGAGGGGUCACUCCGUGGCUAUUUGC
Messenger RNA from Darwinula stevensoni, 831 nucleotides. Lineage: Eukaryota; Metazoa; Arthropoda; Ostracoda; Podocopida; Darwinulidae. The record is from the annotation of a GenBank genome assembly.